Acanthaster planci (crown-of-thorns starfish) is the source of this 9314-nucleotide messenger RNA. RefSeq lists its product as uncharacterized. Gene Ontology annotation, cellular component: endoplasmic reticulum exit site; ER to Golgi transport vesicle membrane. Lineage: Eukaryota; Metazoa; Echinodermata; Asteroidea; Valvatida; Acanthasteridae. The record is from RefSeq and is a predicted model, not a curated record. Gene Ontology annotation, biological process: Golgi organization.
GAUACGGACAUCGAAUCGGGGAAUCUGUGCAAACAGAUCAAUCCAUAUUUUGUCAUUUUUUUACAUAGUCAUUAAAGUAAAACCCCACAAAUAUCAGGCAGUAUCUGUCAUUGAAGAUCAUACAUUAAAAACAGGAAUUUUAACAAAGACAGGACUUCAACAAUUUAUAGAUUAUCAGAGAGGUAUCUACAAAAACUAGGAUGUCAAGCGGUGAUCCAGGCCAGAUGAACAAUCAGGGGGGCUUCUAUGGUCAGGGUCCUCCUCAAGAUCUUGGAUUUUAUAACCAGGCUCCAGGUGGCAGCGGCCAGGAAUGGUUCAACCAACAUCCUGGUGGGGGUCAGCCUGUGUUUUUGAAUCCCGCUGAUUACCAUAAGCCACAACCAGCUAUUUACCAACCCACCAAUCCCGGCGAGCCACCACCAGCCCCAGGUAACAUCGUGCCAGAGGGACAGCAGCUUGCCAACAAAGGCUACGCAGUUCCCCAUGAACCCCAGCAGGCAUAUGGGCAACCCUUUUUCGGUGAAGGACAGUACCCGGCCAACCAGUGGAACAGUGUCCAGCAGAAUAACGGGGUCCCGCCGCAGCAGCAGUUAAGUCAACCACUGAAUGGAACUAACCACAUGGACCCUGUGGGUGACAAUCCCCAUCCCUGGAACCCAACCCAAGUUCCUGGGCAGCAACAGUUUACAGACUACAACCAGGCCCCGACCACAGAAAUCCACAGUGGCCCGUACCAAUCGUUUGAAUACAGCAACCAGCAGCAGCAACAACAAGUUGGGCAGUCCAGUUUAAAUUAUGGAGAGUGUGCAUACAGUGAUGAUAAUGAUUCCCAUAAAGGCUUUGGCUCCUUCUUCCACGGUGAUGACUCUGAUGUGUUAGCGUCUAGCGGAACACCAAGUUUGUCUGCAAGUGAACGACAAACCCCAGAUCAUGCCCUUGAUCCUACCGUAGCUGGUGACCCCAGCCAGUCUAUACCACCACAUUCCAGCAUAGGUCAGUCCCAAGUCAAAGGCCCUGUUCAAGAAGGAACCCUUGUUGACCAGCAGCACCACGGUCAGCCAGGUGGGGAUCCUCCACAAUUUCCUGUUAAUCAACAAGAACCAGUUACUCAUCCAGCUACCCAACCCCCAACUUCCCAUCCUUCAGAUGCCAUGUUCAGUCAAGAGCACCAUAAUGAUCAAGUUACUGUGAUAAACCCUGACAAGAGGACUCCCGCGGGGUAUGAAAUAGCCCACAGUGCUAACCAAAUUGACGCCCAGACCGUGAACCAUGCAUUUACUCAACCAAGUCAGAAUCAAGCAGACGGAAGUAAUGUUGUUGGAGGUAUGCCUUUAGACCCUGCCGUUAGACAACCACAGCAGAUAGGGGUACCCACAGACCAGCCAAACGUCAACUUUGAAGGAAUAAGAAAUGAUAAUGCUUUCAUGCCAAGUCCAUUGGUAUCUUCUCAAGGGAGUUAUCCAUCAGCCAUUGCUGAUAAUGCAGCACCUGAAAAGACGGAUCAACCUGUAUUAGCAGUGAGCCCCUCACUUGCAGAUGACCAAAUGAGCAGUCGUAGUCAGGGAAGCUCGCUACAUGGCGGGUCGGUCAGUUCCCAGUCCCAACCUCCGUCAACAUCAACCAGCAGAAGCAACUCGAUGUUGGGCGACCAACCUGGCAGUGGCCAUCCCUCCCUCAGCCCGGUCUUACGAGAUGCCAGUUUGGGUUCAGUUAGUCCCAGGGGUGGAGACGAUUCUCCGGUCGUGCUGCAGGGCUCACAGGGCCAAGUUUCAGCUCAUCAGCAGGUGGAACAAAGUGAAUGCAGCGGUGUGAAAGCUUUUUCGGAUGCUCUUGAUUCGGCUGCCGUCGAACAAACUUGCUCAAACCAGAACAGGGAAAGGGUGGAGUCGGACCUGUCUCCCCAGAGCAGCUCUGUAGCACCUGUGAACCAAGAGGUCCAACAGGAUGCUCCAAACACUGUGACACGGGAUCCUGAAAAUGUACAACAGCCAGAACAAUCAUCCUAUCAGGCAAUAUUGCCCGACCCAAACUUGGGACUUGGAUCUCAAUUUCAGCAAGAAAGUGGGCCAGUAAUUGAAGAAAUGCCAUUUGAGCCAGGACAAAAUGUGCCACCUGUUUCUCCAGCAGUCUGUCCUACCUCACUUCCCAGUGCAACAAAUGUGACACCUUAUAAUCAACUAGAGGCAUCAGUUCAGGCCGGUACAAAACAGUCUCUGCCCCCAGUUCCUCCUGGAUCCGCUUUAUUACCUCCAACAGGUCAGCUGAAGCUCCAAGCCUUCCAGGCACAGAGAGCUGUUCCCCAGGGCCCCAAGGAACUCAGCCCUACUGACGAGAAGUCUCCAAGUACUCAUCCGAGUGCAUUUCGCAGCGUUCAGCGUGGCCAGCCAGCCCAGCUCACCUCUGUGAAUCCGUCGCCCCCUCUUUGGUCAGCAGAGGUUCCCCCAAUGCCAGCCAACAUCCUUCUGGCACCUGCUGCCCCACCCACAGCAAGUCUUGUCCCGCCGAUAAGACUUGCCACCCCACACGACCAGACAUCCACAAACUUAGCAGCAAGCGUUGCAUCUGUCAGCGUACCUUCUUUACCAGCAGAGGCAGUGCCGCUACUUACUCAGCCCACAGUAAACUCAACUCUGCCAAAUCCCAGUCAACCCACUCCAACAUCAACCUCAAACCCAAGCCAGCCCAGCGUGUCCUCCCAGACCUCUUCUGGCUCAGUGCAAACGUCGGAUGUCAGCCAGGUCACACAGACCAUGGGCAACCUAAACUUGGACCCCGCUCAGAACCCUCUGCCCACCCAGCCCAUUCCGCCAGUGCCGGUACAGCCAACUCUGCAAGCGUCUUCCUCCGCACCUGUUGCUAAUAAAGCCCCAGAGACUGUGUCACUGGCGGCGUCAGUCCCUACUCUCGCCCCACCAGCAGCUGCCAGUGUUGCUCCUGUGGGCAGUGUAUCUAGUGCCCCAAGUAACAUUCAACCUACACAGUCGACACUGGCUGCUACUGGGGUUCCACAGACUGGCCCAGUUCAGAACCAGGCUGCUGCAUCUCAGCAGCUCCAACAACUGUCUGCUAGUGUCGAAAAUCAGCAGCAACUGCCGCAGAACCAGACAGUGGCUAGCCAGCAGGCACAGCAGCCACUUCCAAGUGUUGAAAGUCAGCAGCAGUUGCAGCAGCAGCAGCAGCAACAACAACAACCAUCAUUUCAGCUGCAAGACCAAGUGUAUGGGCAACCUCAAAACCACCCAGGACAAUUCCAACAGCAGGGACCCCCAGCUGGCAAUCAGUGGUAUGACCGUCGAUCUGCCGACCCGUACUAUGACAGGCAGUACUACGACCAGCGGUAUCCUUACGAUUACCGUAGCCAGCAGUAUGAUUACUACGCCAGGCAGGCUGCAUGGGAUAGGCAUCGGGCCUAUGGGUACAGAGGAUCAGGAUAUGAUGCCAACAGGUCCUAUUCGAGACAAGGAUACAACAAUCCCGAGCGGCCCCGAUCGAGGCAGGGAUACUCUGAUCGGGAUCGGGAGAGACCAAGGUCUCGACAGGGCUACCAAGACCAAUCCAAGCAGGAAACGUACCCUGAUCAAGAAGACAGACAGAGGCCCCGAUCGAGGCAGGAGAAAGGCUAUGGUGCUGAUGCCUACCACAGAAGCUAUGACAGGAGGGACUCAAGGGAUUACUACAGAGGUUAUGAUGCCUAUGGCAGACCGUACGACAGACAGGCCCAGGAAUACUGGGCCAAACAAGGUUACUACGGCAACCGCAGUUACGACGAGCGCUACAAGAACUGGGAACAGCAGAAACAGUAUUACCGCGAUCGUGCGGACGAAAGCCAGAGGCAAAACACCAGUGCCCCAGAGCAGCGCUGGUCAUCAACGGAAUCACAGACUGGUAGGGAAGGCUACCAAGGCAGCCAAGGUGACUCGAGGUUUGCGUCGGAGUUUCACCACCAGGGCGGAGGCACGCCAGAGAGGUACAGUGCCGACCAGAGCAGCAUCUAUGCCCAGGAGUACACUAACCAGAAUGCCAGCAGCAGCAUGGCAUACCAAGGCCAGUAUGGGAGUACAUAUGGGUACGGAGACAGCACAGAUGGAAUGUACCAGGAGGUUAAGCAAGUCACCCCUCCACCCCCAGAGCGGCUGACCCCAGCCAAGUUUGCCCUGCCCCAUGUCGUAGCGCGGUUCAGCCCUGGGGGCCACCUGGUCAAGGUCCUGCCGAACAUGCCCCAAGACGGAAUGCCAGCCACGGUGGAAGUACACAGCAUAGAGACCAUGCUGGAACACACUGCAGAGGCAGAGGAGUUGAGAGCCUUCCCAGGACCACUCAUUAAAGGAGAGACCCACAAAAGCGACGUCAUCGGCUUCUGUCACCGGAAAUCAUUGAUGUGUAAGAACAGCACGGACAUGGUGGACAGGGAGUCGGCCAGCCUGCUGUGGGACCUCAUGGAGCUGGCGUGCCGUCAAAACGGGAAUAUCAUGGAGUCUGACGUCUCUGAACUGCUCCUGAAAAAUCACCCCAUGGUGUCCUCGUCUUCAUCUGAGACCCCAGCACCUCCGGCAGGAGAUGGGGUAGCUGGAGAGGAGACUAAUUCUGAAGCUCAGAGGACAGAGGUCAUGACCAAGAGAAAGCCUCAACUGAGAGAUGUGGAGAGUGAUACUAAUAAAUUCCGCGAGCUGCUUCUUUUCGGUCGUAAAAAGGACGCCUUGGAGGCUGCAAUGAAGGCGGGUCUCUGGGGCCAUGCCCUCCUCCUUGCCUGCAAGAUGGACAGUAGAACCCACACGAGCGUCAUGACAAGAUUUGCCAACAGUCUACCCAUGAAUGAUCCACUUCAGACCCUGUAUCAGCUCAUGUCAGACAGGCAACCAGCCGCUGUCACCAGUUGCGCGGAUGAGAAGUGGGGUGACUGGAGACCUCAUCUGGCCAUGAUCCUGUCCAACCUCAGCCAGGACUCAGAACUGGACCUCAAGAGCAUCGUCACACUGGGAGAUUCUCUCGCUUCCCGGGGUCUGCUGAAGGCGGCUCAUUUUGUGUACCUGAUGGCCCAGGUGGGGUUCGGUGUCUACAGCAAGAAGACAACCAAGAUGGUGCUGCUGGGUGCUAGUCACAGUCUUCCCUUCAAAUCGUUUGCCCUGAAUGAGUGCAUACAGCAGACGGAGAUCUACGAGUACGCGCAGCUGCUGUUCAAUAAACAGUACACCAUCCCAAAUUACCAACCCUACAAGUUCAUCUACGCUACUCGGUUGGCUGAGCAUGGGUUCACCGCACAGGCUGUGAGUUACUGUGAAGAGGUGGCCAAAGCUGUGGUGUACAUGCCCAGUCUCUACAGCCCCACACUAGUCAGCCAAAUCUCUCAGCUUGCCAAUCGCCUGAUCUACCACGAUGAUCGAUACUCUGAUGGCCUACAGACUGCUGCUCCUGAUUGGCUGAACAGACUGCAAGACAUAUUCAACCAAAUGAAUGAUGGUCAGAUUCUACCUUCUUCCUCAUCUGGUACCCCGAUGCCUUGGGUAGAGUCCUACAGUAACCUCAGUGCUGUGGACAGCAGCAGUGUGGACAGCGGUGGGCCUACCUUUGAAGUGCCCAGCACGGAAGGCAAAGAAGCUCAAGCCGCAGUUGGUGACUACACUCUGACUGCAAGUGGCUACUAUCAGCCGGCAGCAUCAGCUACGGGCUCCACAAAUGACGGCACUCAGAAUCAGCUUGGCGCAUGCAGCUAUGACCAACAGCAGCAGCUACCUCAGGAGAGUGCAACUCCCAUGGCGGCGCAGUACCCAGAGAGCUACACGACGUUUGGUCAGCGGCACCAGCCGCUCUCAUCGCUCCCCCAGGGCCUGGACCCGGGAGCCUCACUGACCAGCAACUUCUCGGAGUACAGCGUGACCAGCCUGACCAGCGCUACCUCGGCCGGGGAGUCGGGCACAGAGUUCGAGGAGAGUGGAGCGUCCAAGGCAUCGUUUGGCUACUAUGCUCCCGGGCCAAGAAGCGGCUCAUUCAGUCAGACUCAGUACAGUUCAACGCAGGCUGGCAAUCCACCCUCGCCAGCUGACACCUUGACUCCCCCAGCGACACCGGGUGGAAGGGUCCGCACCUAUUCCACGGACUCUACCAAACCUCCCCAGAGGGAGGAGAAGACAGCGACAGUUGCAGAGCCAAAGCUUGAGGCCAAGGAAAAGCCAAAGGAGAAGCCCAAAGCGAAACAGGGUGGAGGCCGGGGAUGGUUCGGCGGGUUCUUCAGCAAAGUGGUUGGGCGGAGCAACCAGGUGCACCUCCCUGAUGAUAGCAGCAAGUCUAUCCAGUGGGAUGAGAAGAAGAGGAAAUGGGUAGAUGUGAACGCCGACGAGGAAGAAAGUGAAGCAGCCCCUGCAGCCCCACCUACAUUCCGCGAGCUCCAGUCGUCUGCAACACAGCCCCCUAACCCUCAGGGCGAAGGGAAUGCCAAGGGACCAUCUGGCCCUCCCGCCUCAGGAGACAACAAAUUUAGGAGACCGGCCAAACGGAACUAUGUAGACGUGCUUCAAAGCAGUGCUAAGCCAGCGACGAUCUCCUCAGCCCAGGCACCAAGCAGCCUGUUCCAAACCCUGCCCUCUGGACCUUCGGCUACCAACAUGAACUUCUUUGUCCCUGCACCUGUCGCAGAUGAUGCGAGUGGUUCCAUCCAGCAGGCACAAAUUGCCAACCCCUCAUCUCGCUCGCAGACACCAGCCAGCCCAGCAUCACAUGGGGAUCAGUCAGGCAUGCAGCAACAGCAACAGCAGCAACAACAGCAGCAGCAGCAGCAGCAGUUCUUCAAUCCAAACACCUUUGGCAAUAAUGCAAAUGCCAGCAUCAGUGCACAAGCAGAUCAACAACAGUAUCAGCAGCAAGGGCCAUCAAUGCACCAAGCUGGCAAUACCCAGCCUGCCCAGUCUCAACAAGAGGUGAAUUUGUCUCGAUCUAGUUCCAUGAGCUCCCUGUCCUAUGAGGUCAGCCAACAUAUGCAAGAAAAGAGAAGAUGGAGGGAAUAUCGCUUUGAGGAGCCUGCUGCUGGUCAGCCAGCCAGGUCCAGUCAAGCCCAGCCACCAUCCAGCCAACCCCCAGCAACGGGACCCAUGUUCUUCAACCCUAAGGACAUGCCUGGUCAGAUACCUACCAUGCCGCCUGCUGGGGGUCCGACCAGGAGUGCAGGGUUGGGCUCAUCGGGGAGGCGGGGCUACGGCACCAGAAGGCAGUACCCCACACAAAGGUAGAACAUGGUGCUCCAGCCCUGAUUGGAACCGAAGAAAUCACAAACAAGGAGAAGCUUGGAUUAGCAUGUUCUGUCCAGUGGAACUAUGAAGGUUUUCACAACUACUCACUGCUCUAUCCAUGUUUUCUUAUGACAGCCAAUAUCUGUCAGAGAACUCUCUGAAGGAAAAAAGAUGCCACAAGCAAGGAUAGAUCCAGAACUAAAUUUUUUUUUUGGGGGGGGGUUGGGUCAGAAAUUUGAAUUUUGUCAUUUUGCCUUUAAUGGCCUUUCUGCAUGGGGGCUGAGGCAUGAUUUUGAUGUUAUUCGCACACUUUUUUCAAGUAAUGGAACUGAAAUGGACUGAAACUUUGGUUUUCAUAAAUUAAAAAAAGGGACCUUGGCCCAUCAAUGCCACAGAAAUUCUGUCCAAUAUGAGCUCAGAGGUUGCCUACACAUUGGGAUAGGGUUGUGGUUACAAGGGAACAUUGGGUUUAGGUAUCUGCAAGCACAGGGCGAGCCAUGUACUGGUAAUGAUUUAAUUACAUGACCACCUUGUAAUCUGUAACAGUGGUUCUUACGGUGAAAUCUUUCCUGAUGCAGGUAAACAUUUAUUGUCUACGUUUAAUACUUCAGUGAUCUGGCAUUACAAAAAUUUAGGAGUUUUGAAAUAAUCAUUUAUGAGUUGUGAAGUUUGUCUUCCUUUUGUCUCAGAAAAUCAACAAAGGGAAUUGCCAUUAGUGGAAGAAAACGGUGAAUGGGUAAAGUGAAUGAGACUAGUCCAUGUAGAUUCAAGUUUGUCUUGAAAAUGUCUUUAAAAAAUCUAUUUAACAUAGUUUGGAUUGUCAAAUUUGGGAAUUUAAAAUUGACAACUGGAUCGUGAUAACAAAUAGCAAAAAAGCGAACCCCUUUUGUCAAAUGCUAUGAUCUUUUCAUCUUUGGAAUAUUUAUUGAAAUGGCUGAAUGUGAGAGCCCCAAAUUGUCGCUUCUGCCAGUUUCUGUGUCUUUUUGUGUCUUGUAGAUUUGUAGGUAGUAGUCUAUUUUAUUAAAUUUUCGUUUCAAUUUCGUUUCUGGGGGAGCUGUUAAUUGUGUAAAUUUCACAAAGGGGUUCUGCUGAACUGCAGAGGAAAAGAACAUGACAAGUGAUAUGCUAGUAUGCCUAAUCCUUACCAUAUUUCCCCCCAAAGAAAAAAUUCCCCUUCAAUAAGUACAAUUUUAUGGUUGUGACUAGAGUAUUAAAGGAAAUGUACAAAUAUUGAUGCAGAUUCAGACAUGUUUAUUUUAUCUAUUCUGUUUAAUUUCCAAAGUAAGAGAAUAUUGUAGUGCGCUGGUGUAAAUAGUAAAGAUUUGAUUUUAAUGUGGGAAAAAGUUUGGGCCGAGCCUCAUCUGUUGUGACCUCACAUUCAUUCUGAGCAUACUCUGCUGUUGCAUAAAAGUUCUGAGAAGGUAUAUCAAUGUGAGUGUUAAAGGAAUUUGGGAAACUACAAGCUAUUUCAGUCCUGCAAAUAUUGAGUUUUAGGAAUGUCUACACUUAAAAGUCUGCACUUCACAUAUCUUUGUGAGGUAUUUCAAAAGGAUUUUGGAACUUGGAAUGGUGCAGUCAAUUUGGAAAAACACGUUGGAUAAAAAUAAAUGUACUAAGACAUGCAUAUAUCUUCUUUCCUUGAUUAUAUAACUUCCUUCAUGUUUUCUCUCAUAUGUAGCGUCCCAUAUACAGUGAAAUACCUUGUGGUGUAGAACACUGUUACCCGAAAUCCCUUGAUAAAAUCUCAGAUUAACGAAAACAAUACAGUUUUAUUGUGACUAUAAAGGAAGACUGCUUGUAAUUAGUCAUGAAGUAGGAAUGGUUGAUGUUGGACUGUUGUCUUACUUGUGGAGAGGUUAUUGGAUAGAACAGUGCAAUGAUUAUUUUUAAGUUGCAUUUGUGUUAUGUUCUGAAUUAUUGAUCAUCUGUUUGUUCUGGAUAUUGUUUUUCGGCAGAUAAAAGUGUUUUGGGAAAGGGAUUAUUUUGUUCUUUUCUGGGAAGUUGAAUGAUGCCAUGAUUACUCUAUAGAUACUAAUUAUAUUUUAUGUUACACUGCUGAAUCUCUUAUGAAAUAAAACAAAAGCCUGUAUUUUC